Molecule: messenger RNA, 1976 nt
Organism: Toxoplasma gondii ME49
Lineage: Eukaryota; Apicomplexa; Conoidasida; Eucoccidiorida; Sarcocystidae
Product: SCO1/SenC protein
Exons: 7
Coding region: 1-1632 (543 amino acids)
Biological process (GO): mitochondrial respiratory chain complex IV assembly
Source: RefSeq, a predicted model, not a curated record
AUGAGUGCUCAGAAUGCACUUUCUGGUAUAGCUGGCAGCCUUAGGGGGCUCCGUGCUGCUGGCGGAAAGGCAGGUUUGCCGAGCCUUCGUCUGCCCUCAUUUGCAUCCGCUUGUGGAAGGGAAAGAUUCGGUUCUUUCUCCCGCAAAAGUGUGUGGCCCCAGAAACCUAUGGCAUCAGUUUGCUCUUCUGCGGCGUCUAUUCCUAGCCACUCUGAAUGUUCCGCAAGGAUACUGGCUUGUGGCAGUAUGCCUCAAAUGGGAAAUAAAAUCGGUAGCUUGUCUCCGCUCGGCAACUGCCGUUCGUCUGUUCCUGCUUUAACCCUGGCUUCUGCUCGAUUUCAUGCCGACUGUUCAAGGCGCGCAGUCGUUUCUCGUGGUACUGCUGUCCAAAAAGGAAGAAGCCAGGAGGGAUGCUUGCGAGGUCAUUCGUACGGAUUGUUCACCUCUGUGAACGGCGGGUGCCGGCGGUCUCCUACCGUGUCUGUGUCUGGGAUGCCUUUCUUGCCCAAUUCCAAGCAGGCGACUGCGUUCGUUUAUUAUCCUUCCGCGCUAACAAAGAAAGCAAUUCCUUCCCAAAUGCGUACAAUCCUCAGCCAAACGUCAUCUCCAAGGAAUCCGGGUCUUUUUACUCGAGGUAUUCUUGGAAGGAAACCAGCAUAUUUUUUCUUCUCCACUUCUGCAGGCUUGUCAGGAGCUUCAUCCUCUGCAGGGAGCUCCUCUCUUCCCCAUUCUUCGGGUGCUGCUACCUCCUCUCCCCCUAGAGCUUUAAGGGUGUCUGUCCCUCUGACCUCAUACCCGCGCAGCGGCGGCCGUCUUCUGUCUCCUUCCUUGUCGCUCCCAUUUUGUUCUUCCGCUCAACGCCCGUCGGAAUCGGCUUCCGAAUCGGGUACUCCUCGUCUCCGUAUGCCGCCUCGGGUCGAGCCGGACGCCGACGAGAGACGCGUGCAGGAGAAAGUUGCCGAGUCCAUCAAACGGGGAGGGAACGUUUUCCCGUGGAGAGCUGCGCUGCUUGCCUGCUGCGCAUGCAUAACCAUUGCGUGUGCCGUAGUCGUGCAAGGAGAGAGGAGACGGCGAGCUCAAGCAGUUCGAACGGAGAGCGAUACGGUUGGGAAACCCCUCUUAGGAGGACCAUGGACACUCGUCGACAUGCAUGGUCGAGUGCGCGGUAGCGAAGAGUUUGAGGGCGCGUACCAGCUUCUCUAUUUUGGGUUCACAUUCUGCCCGGACAUCUGUCCACAGGAACUUGAGAAGAUGGCACAGGUCAUUGAUAUCAUUGACAAGGAGUUCGGCGAAGUUGUCCAGCCACUCUUCAUCACUGUGGAUCCGCAGCGCGACACGGUCGCUCAGGUCAAGUCGUACUGUGAAGAAUUUCAUCCUCGACUCAUCGGAUUCACUGGCACGCCAGCGCAAAUAAAGGAUGUGACACGCAAAUUCCGUGUCUAUUACAACGAAGGCAUUAAAAGCUCGGACGCCGACUACCUCGUGGAUCACUCAAUUAUUCAGUAUUUCAUGGGGAAGAACGGCAAGUUCAAGGACUUCUUUGGAAAGAAUAUGACGGUAAAUGAAAUCGCGGAGCGCAUCGCUAAGCACAUCAAGCAGGACAAAGCAAGGCUGGAGAAAAAACGUGGUUGAAAACAUUGCUGUACAACACGGAGCUCAAUUUUGUGACGGGUUCCCGUGAGUGUUCAAGCAUUUUCACGAAUUCAGGUCCGCUGCAAGAAACCAGGCUCGCGAGCAUCGCUGAGAGAGUGAUUUUUUACAGAACGUUGAUGCGCUGUUUUCUGAUUCUUGUUGCUAGUUCCCAACAAGACGACAAUUCCAAUGUUGACAAGCAAUUCUCGAGUGCUUGAUAGGAUCAUCGAGUUCAGUUUCAAGUACUGAAGGCAUUCUACGCUGGCACAGACCGAUGCUGACCGCACUUUAAUACUUACAAAACGUUGCCUCGGUGAGAGCACUCGAUUUAGAGUUAAGCCAAG